Bradysia coprophila is the source of this 2739-nucleotide messenger RNA. RefSeq names its product tetratricopeptide repeat protein 27. Lineage: Eukaryota; Metazoa; Arthropoda; Insecta; Diptera; Sciaridae. Gene Ontology annotation, molecular function: protein binding. The record is from RefSeq and is a predicted model, not a curated record.
AAAAAUCGAUAUAUGUGUUUAGUAUCAAUAGAGAAUUUGAAGGACAGACUGCAACUCUAAUUUUCUCUUCGGUUUACGAAAAAAUGAUGCAAUUUGAUAAAUUGCACAAUUUAAGUCACCCAUAACAUUUACGUAGUCUACGAACAUACAGUCAAUAUUUACCGAGUGUUGUGAACAGCUAGUGACAACAUUGCCGAUUGAUACACACAAAACGUUAAACGAAGUUCUAACCUCAAUAACAAUACAAAACAACUAAAACGUGCAAUCGAAACACCGACAGGAUGGAUGAGUUUUCAGACCUGUGGAUGUGCAACUAUGUUGAUAAUCAGAAGCAAAACCAUGCAUUGCACCCCAAUUUGCAACUUAUUUGGAAGUGCAACUGGGAACAUUUCAUGCGACUGCCUGUGACGAGCAAACUGUUGCUGGAUGUGACCAAGAAUGCAUCGAACGAUGACGACUUCGAAAUUAUCGGUGCCAAUCAGACCGAACUUCUUGCGAUAGCAAUAUCAAGUCUGCAGCUGUUUGUGCAACAAAAUUUUAUCGGGCCAAACAUUGAGUUCGUUUCGAAGGGCUUACCCUCGUCGAAUGAACUCCGCGUUUUGCUUCAAGUCAACGGAGUCGAACUGAAUGGCAAUGUGGAGAAACCGGAGCUGUUACUGCUCAGCAUGAAAAUAGUCAAAAAAUUGCUGAAAUUGUCGCCGACAUACUAUGUACUGCAGUGGUGGUAUCUACGGAUUCUAUACAUUUAUAAUGAAGUUCUCGACGAACCAUGCGAAGUCGUAUACGAUGACUUUUGUGUCUAUUCGGAGGAAUUAUUGAAACAGUUGGACAAUUUGCCUAGCAUUGAGACGAGGGUGCUAGUGCUCUUAGAGAUAAGCCAGCAAUAUUUGGCGUACAAACGUGUAUUGAAAUCGGAAGACCACUUGACGAUGGCACGAAAUCUGCUAAAUGCUAAGCUUGACGUUACAGGUGCGCUUGGUAUGCGAACGAAGUUCCAACAAAAACCGUUGCCCCUAUUGUCGCUGAAAAUCGAAGGGGAUUUUGAAAAACUUGCAUCGAACGACGUUACACACAGUGAGACGUUGCUACCGAAGCUGCUGAGGCAUGACGAUGAUACCCGGCUGGAAAAGGUUCAAUUUCAGUCAGAGGAAGAUAACACAAUCAAGGAGAUUCCAAGCUUGAUCCAGCUGUUGGUCUUAGCGACGGUCCAUCACAUCCAAAAAUCUCAGCCCAAAGAUCGGCUUGCUAAUGAGGAACUCGAACCGUACCUAAUGACACUAUUGUAUCAAACGAAAGGACCGUGGUCGUCCCGAAUUGCAACAUUGUUAAUGAACAUUAACAUGGAAGCUAGUCACAAACGAACGGUUGACCGAAGUCUUCGACAGUGCGAAGAAAUUUCCAAAAUAAUCAGUGCGACCAGUGUACCGUCGAAGCAAAGGUUGUCCUUUGUGUACGCAUCAUUCACACGUCCGAGAUGGUUCGUACAAGUUCAACUGGCUGAUUUGAUGCUCAGUCUUGGUUUGUUGAAGAGUGCCCUGGAGUGCUACCUGAAAAUCCAGAAGUGGGAAGAAGUCAUUGUCUGCUACACACUUCUCGAGCUGCGCCACAAAGCGGCUGAUGUAAUUCGACAAGAAUUGGAAAAGAAACCGACAGUGGAAUUGUACUGCUUGUUGGGCGAUGCAACGGAUGAUCCACAAUUUUACGAAGAGGCUUGGAGACUGUCGAAGGAAAAAAGCGGCCGCGUCCAAAGGCAUUGGGGCGGAUUCUAUUUUGCUCGCAGGGACUACGAAAAAUGCAUUUCGCAUCUGCAAAAGUCGUUGGAAUUGAAUAAUUUGCAGGAAACUGUUUGGUCAAGACUGGGCUUUGCAGCAAUCCAACUGGGAAAGUGGGAACUCGCGGCCAAGGCUUAUCGAAUGUAUACGUUCAUCGAACCGAACGGUUUCGAGGGGUGGAAUAAUCUGGCAAGAGCUUACACCCAAUUGCACGACACAAAACGGGCGCACAAAGUGUUGCAGGAGGCAAUCAAAUGCAAUUACGACAACUGUAAAGUCUGGGAAAACUUUCUCACCAUCAGCAUGAUGACGGACAAUUUUGAAGAUAUUUUGCGUUCGAACGAAAGAUUAAUUGAUUUGAAGGGAAAAUACUUCGACAGAGAGUCACUGCAUCUUGUGGUCCAUGCCAUUGCUGAGAAUGUUCCAGAUGCGAAUAACCUACCGACACUGCGACUGAAGAAAAGGGCACAGGAUCUGUUGGGUCAUCUGUGUACAUUGCUGCCGAGUGAAGGAAAGUUAUGGGAAUUUUCGUCUGUAUUGUGCAUUGGCGAACCAUUGGCUCAAGCACAAAAAUUGCAAAGAGCCUUUCGAUGUUACACGCAGGCUCAAAGUUUGUCCUGGUCUAAUAAUCCCAAGACCGCCCGGAAAGUGUUGGAAGUCUGUCAACAACUUUGUAUAGCCAGUCUUGCCGGAUUCGCCGACCAUAAAAGCAGCGAACGAUCAUUGGCUUUGUCGCAAUUGUCGUCAGCAAGGCUUAGCGCUCAGGGAAGUAUACGCGCUCUCAGCGAACAUAAUUACUCUGAAUGCUCCCAAUUGACCGAUGAGCUUAGUGGUUUGUUGGAUCAAAUCAAGGACGUGCUGCUGAAAAAUCUUUAGUUGAACGGAUCGUCUUUUUUGUAUAUCACAUUUGUCAUGUAGAGCCUAGCCUAAGUGGAUGUCGUGAAUAUAAUUCAUUGUGUGCGGAAAU